AUGAAGCUAUCGGUCAAGACACCCAUCACCUCCCUCAAAAAGUGGUAUCGCACCACUGGCGAGAAGGCUAUCAACAGAGUGCAAACCUUCCCCAUCGAGAACUCUCACGAUCAAGACGCUUUUGAAGGAGUCGACAACAUCAGCGACGGAGUAGAGUCUCUUCAUGACUCCGAAGAUGAAAGCGCCAACACCAGCGCCAACACCAGCGCCAACACCAGCGCCAACACCAGCGCCAACACCAGCGCUAGCAUCAGCGACGAAGUUGAGUCUCUUCACGACUCUGACGAUGAAAAUCCCUACCCAGAAAGCCCCAUCACCUACAACGGUGGCCAGUACUUCGACGCAGAAGACUACUUCUACCACGACAACGGAAAAUACUUCGAAAAGGCGCUGCGACCGGAGAAGAAGCCGAAGCCUCCUCAGCCCAAGAUUGACGCCUACCUCCUGAACGAACUGCACAUCGCGAUGCACGGACACAAAGACCCAGAGGUCAUCCAGAUGGAGAACUACGUCAAACAAAUCAACGAGCAUGAUGACGCGCCACUGAAGCCCGCCAGACCUUAG
This is a messenger RNA of Fusarium pseudograminearum CS3096, 564 nucleotides long. RefSeq lists its product as uncharacterized. The record is from RefSeq and is a predicted model, not a curated record. NCBI's taxonomy places the organism in Eukaryota, Fungi, Ascomycota, Sordariomycetes, Hypocreales, Nectriaceae. The transcript has a single exon. Bases 1 to 564 code for a protein of 187 amino acids.